CGUUAGGUAUGCGCGGGUUUAUAGGUAUCCAUGGGUCCGUUUACAAAGAUGUAAUUUCACUAAUUUUCACUUCUAUUGUCUAUUACAUACACACUAACUCACGAACAUUUUUUUUUCCGUUGAAUAACUCACGAACAUUUGUACUAAAUGUUUAGUAUUAAGGAUAAACAUCCACAAACAAUAUGAUUAAUUAGUUUAGAAAUUAUAGUUAAUUAGUUAAGUGUUCCGUGGGUCGUGGGGCAUGGGGCAUGAACUUGGGUGCGGAUAUCCACGGGUUGGAUAUGGCUAAACCCAAACCUAACCCGUAAAACGUAUAGUGGGUUUAAAUCCGAAUACGACCCACAAUCCGUCAAAGCAGGUUUUACCCGCGUUGAACGGGUUGGGUCCAAAUAACUCAUUACAAUCAUCCAUCCGAACGACCCUUUAUAGUAAAUGUUAGUCAAUUCACCUAAUGGCAAGUUGGAAAUUUACUUUGUUGAUUAAUUACAACCCAAAUGCACCCACCCGCCACCUACUCAAUCCAAUAAAAAAAAUGUGAAUGAAUAACAAGUCACAAUUGUACCGACUUGUUAGGUAAGGCCAUCUCCAACAAGGAAGGGAAGUGCUAAAAUCUAGCUCUUUCCUCCCUCUAACAACCAACCAAAAGAGCCAAAAAGCCAAAAAAGCAAUAAAUUGGGGUUGUUUUAGCCCAGUCCACGACAAAAAAAGGCAAAACCCGAACCCCUCUCUUUCUUCCCAUUAGACGUGACGGGGAGGCGAAGUAAUCUCCAGUUGCGCACGGGGAUGCUUCUGAUUGGCGCUUGUGACGGAUGCGUGGCCCGCGCUGAUGAUAUGCAUUUCUCCCCGUUGAAUAAAAAAAUUAUGGAUAAAUACAAUAUAUUAGCCACAACUAUUUAGAAGCGGUAAAUUAUAGUCACAACUAUCGAAAUACAAAUUAAACACCAUUACUAUUGUUGCGGGUCAAGAUGUGGCUAACAGUCUGUUACCGUCUUUAAUUUUGUAACGAAGACUGCCACAUCAGCAGCCAUGUCUUCUUCCACGUCAUAUUACUUUUGACUUAUAAUUUUAAAACAAAAAAAACCCAUCGCCUCAUCUUUUUCUCUCCUUCCUCUUAUUCCUCAACAAAGAUAAUCUGCUAGAAGUCUCUCCUCCUCCACCGCCGCCACAUCAUCCUCCUCCACCACUCGCCUUCUAAUCUCUUCUUCCAAUUCUUCCACCGACGCCGACGCUGUAAUCAUAUCCUUCCACCGUGCAGCCUCUCCCCAGUGCGGAUCCCCUUCUCCUCCUUCGUCAAUUCCCCUUCCGCUGUCGUCGCUCUUUCUCACUAUCGAUCAACCAAGCAAAUCAAUCGAUGAAUCCAAAGAUGGGAGAAGAGAGAUGUGAGGCAGUUUGCGGCGAUGACCGAAAGAAAUUCCCAGAUCUGGGCGGGUGACGACGGGGCCCUAUCCCUGCCACCAAAGCUGCCGGCAGCGAGUGAGGAUUUGAGACUUUUCCCCUCCCUUCUCCUCAGCAACUCCAAUCUCGUGCCUCUUCUCAACUGAACCCAAUUUCCCUUCCUGCAUGCACAUCAUACCCGUAACCCACCUCCUCGUUCUUGGUCGGAGGGGGCUUCUUCUUGAAGAUCUGGUUUGGAAAGAGCUAGGUGUGUAUGACGAGGAGAAAGGCCACUAAAAAAACGAAGAAAUUUGUGAUAGAUUGCAUUACUUGAAUGCUUUGUGUGUGGGUUUGAUCUAGGUAAAGGGAACCCCCUUUUGUUAGGAGGCUUUGAGAAGUUGAAUUCUUGGUCAAUUGAGCCACCUACCUAGGACGAAUUAGGGCAAACCUCAACCUUCGAUUAAACACUUUAACUUGGGUGUUACUUUGAUGUCCGGAUUAAGUUAUGAGGGAUUGGUUCUUGCAACCCUUAGAUAGUUGGUCAAGAUAGCUAUGACUCCUAGCUUAUUGUUGCAAUCCUUACAAGAAAGGUUAAGAGAGCUAGACUUCCUAGUUUAUUGUCGCAAUCCUUAAUCAAUUGAUUGAGAGAGCUAGGGAUCCUAGCUUAAAAGUUUUCCUUAACCGGUUGAUUAAGAGAGUGAGCUUUCAUUCACUUAUUGCGCCCUCCUAACGGUGCAUGAACACACCUUCACAUAUUUGCAUUCGAUUUGGUCGAUCUUGAUAUGAGGUUAGGCAGAGCGAUACCCGGGUGAAUUCUUCUCUCAUUGGGACAACCUCUAUUUACUUUGUUUGUUUGUUUGUUUAUUUUGUAGUUUUCUUAGCUUUUAAAACCCAAAGCGCUUGAAGUAGGGGUACAUGGACUGACACAGGUUGACAUUUUAAAUACUAUCCCUAUAUUGCACUCGGCUAGAGUCUAAAAAAUUAAGCUCUAGUCGGGUAAUUCACGGUAUAAUUCAUGGGGAGUCAAGUUCUUGGCGCCGUUUCCAGGGAACAACGGUCCAUUAUUUUGAAAAAGUCUCUUAGUGUUACUCUAGCAUUUUCUAUCUUGUCUUUUGUUGCGUUUUGUGUUUUAUCGUUUUGUAUUUGUUGAUCCACUCUUCGCUUGAAGGGUGGUUUGUGUGUGUUUGAUUUUCCUUUUUUAGUGUUUGUAGGUAUGAGACAUGGAUCCUUAUGAUUUCACCCAACUAUGGGGGUAUCCACCACCCACCGAGAGUAGUUACCGCGGAACUUUAUGGGAUGAAGAAAAUGGGGGAAGUAAAGGAUCUGGGUUCUACUACCAACCUACUUUCCAAGAAGAGAAACCAUAUCAAGAAGGUUUCCCUCCACAACUCAAGGUGAAAUCCAUGUUGGAGUUGGCUAUGGAGGCUUUCAUGGGACAAACCUCAAGACCAUAUGCCACUCCACAAUCGGAUCCAAGAAGCGAAUUGGAACUCUUGGUGGAGCGGUUUGCCCGGGGUUCCGAGGGAAAUGCUUCUACUGUAGAACAACCUUGCUACACUCCACAAGAACUGAAGAGCCAAUUGGAGCUCUUGGUGGAGCGGUUCACCCGGGAUACUGAAGCAUGCUCCAAUGUGGAAACCACCACCCCUAUCAACUCCUCCUUCCUACAAGCAUCGGAUGAGAUCCUCCGAAACUCGGAGAGGCUAGGAACAAUUGUUGAGCACGCAUGUGCACAACUUGCUCACAAUCACUUCUUGCCAUUUUAAAAAGAAGAGAAAGUCGAAGAGGCGAUCCAUGAGGAAUUUGGGGAGCAAGAAGAACUCAUCUUGGAGAGCUCCCGAGAUGAUGUUGAGCAAUCAAGUUUUUUGGUGGUAGACCACAUGUUUCUGUCUUCGUCUUCGAUCUUUAAAGAGUUGUACACAAAGUGUAACAUCCCAAACCCUUUUUCGACGAAGAUAUUGUCCGCUUUGGGCCGAGACCCUCACGGAUUUUGACUUGUGGUGCAAUUCAAAGUGACUUCCCAUAAAUAAAUAGGGAAAACAUAGGUAAUACAUAUGGGAACACACA
This is a messenger RNA of Linum trigynum, 3441 nucleotides long. The record is from the annotation of a GenBank genome assembly. Lineage: Eukaryota; Viridiplantae; Streptophyta; Magnoliopsida; Malpighiales; Linaceae.